GAAUGGCCGACUUCUGCUCCUUUGUCUUAUGGUCUUAUGGUCUAAAUUGGGGAAAGGUCAAUUUUGAUGGCAUCAGAAAGGGUCUGACAAGUGUGUUUUGGGACAGGCUGUUUUCUGUCAAAGGUGUACUUGGUAAGUGGGAGGCCUUCAGAAGUGGAAUAUUGAAUGUGUAGAGUUUAUAUGAGCAUGCCAAAUUAAAAGUUGAAAGGUAACUGGUGCAGGGAUCCUCGGUUUUCAAGAGAUAUUGAGGCCCUGGAGAUCUUGUUUCUCUAAAUUCCUCAGACUGUUGGGUGCUACCAAGACUCAUUACUGACUACAAAUCAUAAAUCAAUGCCCUGAGCAUAUCUGAUUUUUUUUUUUAGUUCUCUUCUGUUGGUUUUAAAAACUUUCCAAUAGUUUUUGUUGUAUUAUUUGCCCUCUCUUUGGCUUUUAUAUUGGCGUUGGCUUUGGCUUCUCAUUUCAGCCACGGUUGUGUCCUCCUGCCUUUCCAAUGCUUCCACUUCUUUGGGAUGUAUCUACCAUGCGCCUCCCGAGUUGCUCCCAGAAACUCCAGCCAUUGCUGCUCCAUCGUUAUUCCUACCAGUUUCCCCUUCCAAUCAAGUUUGGCCAGCUUCUCUGUCAUAGAAACAUGGAGAAAUUCUGUGCAGAAACAGGCCAUUUGUCCCCUCUAGACAAUGAUGAUAACAUUUAAGCUGUCUAAUGCAACCACCUGCACCGGGACCAUCGCCCUCCAUACCCCUACCAUCAAGGUACCUAUCCCAGCUUCUCUUAAAUGAUGAAAUUGAUCUGGCAUGAACCACUUGUGCUGGCAUCUCAUUCCACACUGUCACAACCAUUUCAGUGAAGAGUUUUCCCACAUAUUCCCCUUAAAUUUUCACCUUCACCACUUACCCAUGACCUCUGGUUAUAGUCCCACCCAACCUCAGUGGAAAAAGCCUGCUUGCAUUUACCCUCGUAAUUGUGUAUACUUUGAACAAAUCCUCAAAGCAAUGUAUAAUUUCCUUGUUUAUGUUCAGAGCCUUUUUUACGUGUAUAAGAUGAUGAGGAGCAUUGAUCGUGUGGAUAGCCAGAGACUUUUUCCCAGGGCUGAAAUGGCUAACACGAGGGGGCACAGUUUUAAGGUGCUUGAAAAUGUGUAUCAAGGGGAUGUCAGAGGUUAAAAACGACGAGGAAUCUAUCUACAGGAAUCUCGAACACAACACGCCAGUUUUUCUGUCUCUGUCCAGAUAUUUAAGAACUGGAGUAAGAGAUUCACUCGAUCAUCCUUCCUGCUCAGACUGUGGGGAGGGAUUCACUUGAUCAUCUGACCGACUGGCACACCCGUCAUUUUACACAGGGGAGAGGCCAUUCACCUGCUCAGACAGUGGGAAUGGAUUCACUCGGUCAUCUCAACUGAAGGUACAUCAGCAAGUUCACACUGGGACAAGGCCAUUCACCUGUUCUGUGUGUGUGAGAAGGGAUUCAGUCGGUCCUCCCACCUGUGGACACACCAGUCAGUUCACACUGGGCAGAGGCUGGUCAUCUGCUGAAUUUGUGGGGAAGGAUUCACUCGGUCAUCUGACCUGAUGGCUCACCAGCGAGUUCGCACCACGGAGAGGCCAUUCACCUGCUCAGACUGUGGGAAGGGAUUCACUCGGUCAUCCAAACUACUGGUACACAAGUCAGUUCACACAGGGGAGUGGCCAUUCACCUGCUUAGAAUGCGGGAAGGGAUUCACUUGCUCAUCUCAACUGAAGGUACAUCAGCGAAUUCACACUGGAGAGAGGCCAUUCACCUGCUCAAACUGUGGGAAGGGAUUCACUCGAUCAUCCCAGCUACAGAGACACCAGCGAGUUCACACUGGGGAGAAGCCGUUCACCUGCUCAGACUGUGGGAAGGGAUUCACGUGCUCAUAUAAACUGAAGGGACAUCAGAGAGUUCACACUGGAGAGAGGCCAUUCACCUGCUCUGACUGUAGGAGGGGAUUCACUGAAUCAUCCAGCCUACAGAAACACCAGUCAGUUCACACUGGGGAGAAGCCAUUCACCUGCUCAGUCUGUGGGAAGGGAUUCACUUGCUCAUCUAAACUGAAGGUACAUCAGCGAGUUCACACUGGAGAGAGGCCAUUCACCUGCUCAGACUGUGGGAAGGGAUUCACUCGGUCAUCCCACCUACAGAGACACCAGUCAGUUCACACUGGGGAGAAGCCGUUCACCUGCUCAGACUGUGGGAAGGGAUUCACUUGCUCAUCUAAACUGAAGGUACAUCAGCGAGUUCACACUUGGGAGAGGCCAUUCACCUGCUCAGACUGUGGGAAGGGAUUCACUUGCUCAUAUAAACUGAAGGUACAUCAGGGAGUUCACACAGGAGAGAAGCCGUUCACCUGCUCAGAAUGUGGGAAGAGUUUCACUCCGUCAUCCAAUCUGAAAGUACAUCAGCAAGUUCACACUGGAGGGAGGCCGUUCACCUGCUCAGACUGUGGGAAGGGAUUCACUGAGUCAUCCAGCCUACAGAGACACCAGGCACUUCACACUGGGGAGAGGCCAUUCACCUGCUCAGACUGUAGGAAGGGAUUCACUUCGUCAUCUCAGCUACUGAGACACCAGCGAAUUCACACUGGAGAGAGGCCAUUCACCUGCUCAGUCUGUGGGAAGAGAUUCUCUCGGUCAUCUCACCUACAGAGACACCAGUCAGUUCACACUGGGGAGAAGCCGUUCACUUGCUCAGUCUGUGGGAAGAGAUUCUCUCGGUCAUCCAGCCUACAGAGACACCAGCGAGUUCACACUGGGUCGAGGGCGUUCACCUGCUCAGACAUUGGGAAGAGAUUCUCUCAGCCAUCUCCACCAAAUGUGCAUCAUUGAGUUCACACUGGGGAGAGGCCAUACACUGCUGUGAAUGUUCGAAGGGAUUCGCUCAGUAAACUAAACUUGUGACACACUACAGGGUUCACACUGGGGAGAAAGUUUCAGUAAGCUGCAUACCGGAUAUUUGUCCAUCACCAUUGCUGAAUGCAAUUUCGAGAGUGACUGUUGGUGCUGAUCUCUGCAAUUACUGCUGCUGGUCACCACACCCAGUUCUGCACCAUCAGCACCCAGGGCAUGCCCUUUUCUCACUGUUGCCAUCAGGUGGGAGAUACAGAAGCCUGAAGGCACACACUCAGCGAUUCAGGAACAGCUUCUUCCCCUCUGCCAUCCAAUUCCUUAAUGGACUUUGAAAACUUUGGACACUUUUUUAAUAUGCAGCAUGUGUGUUUUUACACAUUUUAAUAAUAUAUUCAUUAUGCAUAAUUGAUUUACUUGUUUAUUUACUAUGUUUUAAUUUAUGUAUUAUUAUUAUUAUCUAUGUCAAAAUAUGUAUUGCAUUGAACUGCUGCUGCUAUAUCAACAAAUUUCACUUAAAAUGAUGGUGAUAAUAAACCUGAAACCUGAAACCCUGGUCACUGGGCAUGGGAGGAGUUUCUUCUGCU
Messenger RNA from Mobula hypostoma (lesser devil ray), 3445 nucleotides. RefSeq names its product zinc finger protein 229-like. The transcript has 2 exons. Gene Ontology annotation, biological process: regulation of DNA-templated transcription. Gene Ontology annotation, molecular function: DNA-binding transcription factor activity, RNA polymerase II-specific; RNA polymerase II cis-regulatory region sequence-specific DNA binding. The coding region runs from base 1566 to 2840 and encodes 424 amino acids. Lineage: Eukaryota; Metazoa; Chordata; Chondrichthyes; Myliobatiformes; Myliobatidae. The record is from RefSeq and is a predicted model, not a curated record.